CCUCUUGGAGGGAUUGGGAUAAUCCCUAAUGGCUGAACGGGAAUAUGGUUUUGCUCCGCUGGUGUUUAGACUGCAUGGAGGAGCUCCACAAGUGGUGCGGGAGGUUCUCCUGGAGCGAGGAUGGGAGGAAUUUGAUGAAGAGAAGCAAGAGGAAGGAGACUGGAACCUCUACUGGAGAACCUCAGGCUUCAGAAACUCUCACUUUGAAAACAUCCUGCCCUGGCAGAGACUGAACCACCAUCCCAACAAAGUGACCCACGUCACACGCAAGGACUAUCUAGUGCGCCACUUACGGAGAAUGAAGACUGCUUUUGGCGCAACCCUGUAUGGCUUCAGCCCUUCCACUUUCAUACUGCCAAGCGAAUACAUCAAAUUUCUAGGAGUGUACACUCAGAGUCACUCAUCCCGCUACUGGAUUUGUAAACCCGUGGACCUGUCGAGAGGUAGAGGGAUAUUUCUGUUUGAAGAUAUCAAGGAUUUGGUUUACGACUCUUCGGUGAUCAUACAGAGAUACAUCAGCAACCCGCUUCUCAUUUCAGGCUACAAAUUCGAUCUUCGCAUCUACGUUUGCAUCAAAAGCUUCUCUCCUCUUGUCAUUUACAUGCAUCAGGAAGGCCUAGUGCGUUUCGCCACGGAAAAGUACACCCUUGCUUCCUUACACAACCUAUACUCGCACUUGACCAACACAAGCAUCAAUAGAUUCGGAUUGUGCUACGCCAUGGACAAAGAGCGAGUGGGUAGGGGAUGCAAGUGGACCUUGAGCAAAUUCCGCUGCUUUCUUCACAAACAAGAUGUGAAUGAGCUACUCCUGUGGCACAAAAUCAGUAAUAUCGUCACGUUGACUCUUCUCAAAGGAGUUCCUUGCAUUACCUCUAGCCCGAAUUGCCUGGAACUGUUAGGGUUUGAUAUCCUCAUCGAUUCCAGCUAUAAACCGUGGCUUCUUGAGGUCAACCACAGUCCGGCGCUUUCAAUGAACUGUGCUGCUGAUGUGGCGGUCAAGAAAGGGCUGAUUGGCGAUUUCAUUGACCUGAUGAACUACAGCACGAUUGAUAGCUUCAGACAGAAGGGACACCUCAGGAAGAAAUAUACACGAUCGGGGAGCAAGGAUUUACAGCCCAAAGUCUUUCAAGGGACUUUGCAUGCAACUCCAUUACGAGAAAGAAGCUGUACUCGGUCUAUCUCAACUUCUUUAGGUUCUCGAGACAGUGGGUUGUGUUCGGUUAAUGCUAGUGCUAGAAAUUCCACAGUACAUGCUAACCGCCCUAUUUCGAAACCCAAUAGCUAUGAUAAGUCAACUGAGAAGGAAACUGCAGUUGAGGUGGAAUCAGAUGAUCUGAAUCUUACACCAAUUAGCAGUGCAAGAAACACACCAUCUUCAGUAUGUAAGCUACCUUCUCUUUAUGAAAACAAACUCAAGUCUCAAAUCUACGAUUGGGACUGCAGGACUCAGGAUAGAGGGGUCCCUGCUUGUCGUGUUGGCGACUUCAUACUGACGUUUCCAUUUAAUGAGGCUACUUGGAAAGCAUCUCAAGAGAAGUUGGAUGUUAAGGUAAUUGUGAAUGAGGUCCAGAAACUCACCAAUCGACUGGCAUCUUCCUUUAAUGUGAACGAGAAGAUGAAGAGGGACAGCAGUCAAAGUGGUAGAAAGGUCAGGGACAAAUUUGAGGCUCUGCUUUGGGGACCAAAAGAUCCACCUCUUCUUAGCGAAUGCUGCUUCUCUGGUUCAGGGGUUUAG
Danio aesculapii is the source of this 1735-nucleotide messenger RNA. It is a transcript of the gene ttll2, whose product is annotated as tubulin tyrosine ligase-like family, member 2. Gene Ontology annotation, cellular component: cilium. Lineage: Eukaryota; Metazoa; Chordata; Actinopteri; Cypriniformes; Danionidae. The transcript has a single exon. Gene Ontology annotation, molecular function: tubulin binding; tubulin-glutamic acid ligase activity. Bases 29 to 1735 code for a protein of 568 amino acids. The record is from RefSeq and is a predicted model, not a curated record. Gene Ontology annotation, biological process: microtubule cytoskeleton organization; protein polyglutamylation.